This is a messenger RNA of Colletotrichum chrysophilum, 2547 nucleotides long. RefSeq lists its product as uncharacterized. NCBI's taxonomy places the organism in Eukaryota, Fungi, Ascomycota, Sordariomycetes, Glomerellales, Glomerellaceae. The transcript is spliced from 5 exons. The record is from RefSeq and is a predicted model, not a curated record. The coding region runs from base 1 to 2547 and encodes 848 amino acids.
AUGAAGGGCUUCUUCAAGGCCCUGGUGGCCACCGCGCUCGCGACCGCCUCCGCGGCCCAAAAUGCAUCCGCCCCGGCCCCGACCACGCUAGUCACCUCCCGCAUCCCCGAAGCCUCCGCCGCUCCGGCCUCCGGCCUGCCCGCCGUCGCCCCCAUCCGCCUGCGGCUCAACCCGGCCAACGUCCGCAACCUCGUCGACUCGGACUACAUCACCUGGACCAUUCCCGGCGCGUCCACCGCCAACAUCACCGUCGCCAACAUAACCGACGCCGACGUCUCCCUCACCCUCGCCGCCGGCACCGCCGAGCUGUCCGGCAACUACUACAAGUACCAGUACACGCGCUUCCUCUCCUCGCUCGGCGAGCGCGUCGUCAACGAGGGCAUCAGCACCUCGACCAAGGACGGCACGGCGCUCACUCUCUCCAUCAAGGGCCUGCCCGCGGGCAAGCACAGCCUCCUGACGUGGCACAACGCCUGGGAUGCCCUCAACGCGACUGCGACGCUCGACAUCGCUGUCGACGGCAAGAGCGUCGAGUCGGGCUUCAAGCAAUCCGCGCGCGUCGACAAUAUCUGGGAGGCUGCGGCCUCGUAUGUCACAUUCGAUGUCGCGACGGCGGGCCAGGAGGUGAAGGUGGUCUAUACGCCCAGCGGCGGUGAUGGGCGCGCCUUUCUGAACGGAUUUGAGAUUGACGCGCCUGCGAUGGCGAACCAGAUCAGCUUCCCGACGCCGAAGCACCGCGAUGAGCGCAUCGAGAUUGGUACUGAGACGAGCGUAAAGGCUUCGUGGCGCGCGCCUGCGUCGGCGGAGGGUGUCAAGUAUAAUGUCUUCCUUGGCACUUCUGCGACUAACCUGACGAGCGUUGCUGAGGGUGUUACUGAGACGAGCGCUUCUCUCCCUGGCUUGAACACUUUUGACACCUUCUACUGGCGCGUCGACGUCGUCGCAGGGGACGCAACUUACACCGGCCGCGUCUUCAUGUUCCGCGUGGCCCAGCUGGCUUUCCCUGGUGCUGAGGGUUAUGGUCGCUUCGCUCGGGGCGGCCGCGGUGGCAAGGUUGUCAAGGUCACCAGCCUGGCGGACUCGACCGACGAAGGAACCCUCCGCUACGCCCUGACCGUCGCCAAGGGACCUCGCAUCGUCGUCUUCGACGUCUCUGGCGUAAUCACUACCACGUCCCGCAUCUCCGUCAACGACCAGUACGUCACCGUCGCUGGCCAGACGGCCCCCGGUAAGGGCAUUGUGGUCCAGGGGUUCCCAGUCGGUCUCACCGGCGCCUCCGACAUCGUCUUCCGCCACGUCCGCGUCCGCCCCGGCAAGGUCUCUGGCGAAACUGUCGACGGCAUGGGAAUGCAGGGCUCUAACCACUGCAUCUUUGACCGAUGCUCCAUGGGCUGGACCAUUGACGAGGCCUUCAGCUCUCGCUCGGCCUGGAACAUCACCUUCCAGCGCAACAUGAUCUCCGAGCCUCUCAACGUUGCCGGCCACAAGAACUACCCCAACGGCACUGCCCACGGCUACAGCGCUACCAUCGGCGGUGACGUCGGCUCCUUCCACCACAACCUGCUCGCCCACGCCGAGGGCCGCAGCUGGAGUAUGGGUGGCGGUGUUGAUGACAAUGCCGCCUUCGCCGGCGAGCUCGACAUCCGCAACAAUGUCGUCUACAACUACGGCUCCCGCGUCACGGAUGGCGGAGCCAAGAAGGUGAACUUUGUCGGAAACUACUACAAGCCCGGUCCAUCUUCCACAUUGAACUAUACCCUCAAGGCCACGUACGAGGAUAACAUGCCUGGCAUGCAGCAGUACCACUGCGCAGGAAACUCCCUAUACGGCGUCUUCGACCAAGACUCCGUCCAGUACCCCUCCGGCGACGGCACCUCCAUCACCGACAAGAUCGCGUGCUGGGCCAAGGUCUCCUUCGACCCGGCCCCCACCUACCAGAAGUUCUUCGCGGAGCCCUUCUUCGAGCCGCACGUCGGCACGCAGUCAUCCACCGAGGCCUACAAGCGCGUGCUCUCCGACUCUGGCGUCAGCCAGCCCGUUCGCGACACCCACGACGCCCGCAUCAUCAACGAGACGCUCACCGGCACAACCACCUACGUCGGCUCCGUUUCCGGCAAGAAGGGCCUCAUCGACGAUCCCAAGGACGCCGGCGGCCUCGAGGACUUCCCCGAGGUCAAGCGCGCGGCGAGCUGGGACGCUGACGGUGACGGCAUCGCGGACUGGUGGGAUGGUUCUAGCGGCGGGGAUGGAUACACGCCGAUUGAGGGGUACCUCAACUUCAUGGCGGAGCCGCAUGCUUAUGUUUCUCCCUCCAAGGCCGUCGAGAUCGAUCUUGCGGCGUUGGCGUUGGGCUUCAAGGAGCCUACGUUUGAGGUCACGGGUGCUGGCAAGGGUGAAGUGAGCGUUCAGGGGACGAAGGCGACGUACACGGCCGGUGCUGAGAAGGGAAUCGACUACCUUGAUAUCAGUGUCAAGGACAGCGAGGGCAGCACGUGGACGAGAAGUUUCGGUGUCGCCAUCUUCGACGGCGCUGAAGAGGCACAGUGA